Molecule: messenger RNA, 3345 nt
Organism: Erinaceus europaeus (western European hedgehog)
Lineage: Eukaryota; Metazoa; Chordata; Mammalia; Eulipotyphla; Erinaceidae
Gene: RFX5
Product: regulatory factor X5
Exons: 10
Coding region: 150-2000 (616 amino acids)
Biological process (GO): regulation of transcription by RNA polymerase II
Molecular function (GO): RNA polymerase II cis-regulatory region sequence-specific DNA binding; DNA-binding transcription factor activity, RNA polymerase II-specific
Source: RefSeq, a predicted model, not a curated record
UUUGCGCGGCGCUGGCGUCGCCGGCCUCUCCCGGGAGGGGGCCGCGCGGGGCGCGCGGAAAGAGGCGCUGGCAACAUGGAUUCCCAAGCCGCGUCUCUGCCUGCAGUUUUGCGCGUUUAGGAGACUGCGGGAAAGUGGGCCCUCAUGUCAUGAUGGCAGAGGAUGAACCUGAUGCCAAGAGCCCCAAGACCGGGGGGAGGGCCCCCCCAAGUAAUGCUGAGGCCGGGGAACCUACCACCCUUCUUCAGAGACUCCGAGGAACCAUCUCCAAGGCCGUGCAGAACAAAGUAGAGGGCAUCCUGCAAGAUGUACAGAAAUUCUCAGACAAUGACAAGCUGUAUCUCUACCUUCAGCUGCCCUCAGGGCCCAGUACUGGAGACAAAAGCUCUGAGCCAAGCAUGCUCAGCAAUGAGGAGUACAUGUAUGCAUACCGCUGGAUCCGCAACCACCUGGAGGAGCACACCGAUACCUGCCUGCCCAAACAGAGUGUUUAUGAUGCCUACCGGAAAUAUUGUGAAAGCCUGGCCUGUUGCCGCCCACUCAGCACGGCCAACUUUGGCAAAAUCAUCAGAGAAAUCUUCCCUGACAUUAAGGCUCGAAGGCUCGGCGGCCGGGGCCAGUCCAAAUACUGUUACAGUGGCAUACGGAGGAAGACCUUGGUGUCAAUGCCGCCUUUGCCCGGACUUGAUCUUAAGGGUUCUGAGAGUCCAGAAAUGGGCCCUGAGGUGACACCUGCACCCCGGGAUGAACUGGUAGAGGCAGCCUGUGCCCUGACGUGUGACUGGGCUGAGCGGAUCCUCAAGCGCUCCUUCAGCUCCAUUGUGGAGGUGGCCCGCUUCCUGCUGCAGCAGCACCUCAUCUCCGCGCGGUCCACACAUGCCCAUGUGCUCAAGGCCAUGGGGCUCACUGAAGAAGAUGAGCAGGCCCCACGGGAACGGUCCUCCAAGUCUAAGAAUGGCACGGAGCACCAGGAGGGGGCCACCCAGAAGAAGCCAGAGCGGUCAGCACAGCCUGCUAAGGAGCUGGAGCCCCGGGCUGGCACUGGCACCCCCAUGCGGGGCGAGCGGAAGAAGAGUGUUGUGGAGAGCCAGGCCCCUGCAGCAACUAACCCGCAGGUCAAUGCCCUGGUGGCCCGGUUACCUCCGCUCUUGCCCAGGGUCCCCCGCUCCAUUAUCUCGCCGAUCACAGUCUCUCCACCCAUCCUGGCCCCCAAGUUGUCGCCAGGCUCUCUGAAAGUGGCCACACUACCUCUUCCCAGUAGAGCGGGGGGACCCCAGGCGCCUAUGCCCAUCAUUAACAUGAUCUUGCCCACUGUCCCUGCACUGUCUGGGCCAGGGCCUGGGCCUUGGCGGGUUCCCCCUGGAGGGCUCACCCAGCCCCAGAGCACAGAGAGCAAGGAGGUGGACGUAGCUGGUGACCCAAGGUUCCAUGACAAGGGUGUCAAAAGGACAGCUGAAGUGCUUGUGAGUGAGGCCAGUGCGCAGGACCCACCAGCCAAAACAGCAAAGCAGGAUAGUGAAGAGACGGGGGGUGACACUAGGAGGAAACGGGGUCGCCCUCGGAAAAAAUCAGGCGGAAGUAGAGAAAGGAAUUCUACCCCUGACAAGCUUGCCACAGACUCAGCCCCCUCCCCACGCUUGCCACAGGAGGUCUGGGUCUCUUCAGGUGACAGCUGCCCUAGUGGGGGCAUCACCAGGCCAGGACCAGUGAGGGAGCCUGAGAAGAGGGUACUGCUUACCCCAGGUCAGGAAGAUGGUGCUGUCUCCAAGGGGGGGCGGGUCCUCAGCUCCCGCCAUGCCAAAGAAGCAGAAGGGAAAAUGCUUCUUGUUGCUCCAAAAGUGAGUGUCAUCAAGGGCAGCAGCAGGAGCCACAAGGAGACUCUCCCACUGCCCACCAGAGAGGCAAACACAACAGCGCAGGGUAAUAAAGACUUAAAGGGACACAUGCUUCAAGCUUCUUUAUCCCAGGAGCGGAAAGACCCCAAAGCAGCACCCCCAUAAGUACCCCACAAGGACGCAUUUCUCCCCGCGUGCUCACUCUACCUGCCAGCCUGUCGGAGGCCCUGCUCUGCACCUGCUUCUUACCCGGCUCCUCUUCUCCCACGCGGUCGUGCUCUCCUCCCACAGACUGCAGAGGCCCCCAGCUUACACAGUGCCUGCUCCCUGCAUCUCCCCUUUCCAGCUCUCUAACCUCAACUUUAGAGUCACUAAUAAAUCUGCAGUGACCUCACCUGGAGCCCUGUGCUGUCCUGUGGGAAGACAGGGAUGGAAGAGGCGUGAGGCCUAUAGAGGUAGGAGUCUGGGUUUGGAAUUCACACAGUACACUGGACUCGGACUGGGAAGGGAAACAGGCUCAUGUGCCUUGGGGGCGGCAGGGUCGGGGGAUUCCCAAGGCAGUGCUUCCUCCAGCUAGAGCUAGUGGCGAGUCCCUCCUUACCUCCUGUGAGAGCAUCUGCUCAUACUUCCAGGGUACACGUUUUCCCAUUCACAUCCAGCCAGAGACAGAUCUUUGUGGCAGGAUUUUAAGGUUCCCUCCAACUAGAUAAGCCUGGUUUACAAGUUCACUGCUAACCAAGUGCUGUGGCCAGAAGGUGGCUGGAUGCUGGUCGGCUUAUUCACCAUCAUCAGGAGCACCUCUGAGGAGAGGGAGGGACCCACCGCUGCCUGGAGGCAGUGAUAGCUGGCUACUGAGUGUACCAAAGGUGGCUUGAGGUAGCUAGGUUGAGGUCAACUGUGCCUGCUUCCUCUUCCCUCGGCCUUGCUUUGCCCUGACUGCAGCUGUAGCCCCUUUCCAUUUGUCCUAUUUCAAGGAAGGAGUGGGGAGUCACUCUUCUUUAAGGACUUCCUCUUUUCAUCUCACUUAAACCACAUCUGAAAGAGCCUUUUCCAUGGCUGACCUUGACUCUUCUCUUUCUGCCUCCCUCCCGUCCUCUGCUUUAGCAGAUUAAAUUCAUUCUGCAUCCACCAGGUGUCAGUCUCUUGUCACACCUGUUAGGUGGUAGGGUUCAGUACAGUUACAUGGAAGGAAAGCAGUAGCUCCAUACACAGGCCAACAGGUGCCAGGGGGAAGGGACUUUAUAGACUCCCGCGUGGCCUUGGGGAACACAGUCCACAGACUGUUACUGGGGAUCACCUUCGUCUCCUGCAUAGGGUAGCUUCUGUAGAGGAUCCCCAGAAAUCCAGAUUUUCUUUCAGAAAGACUUCAUUUAUUUCCAGCACAGAGGACCUAAUGUAAUAUUUGAUAUCUAUAAAGGAUAUAUUUAACAUGAAUAAAUUAUAAUGUGUAAUGAUUAAAUGAGUACCAGUGAACUAUCACAACUUACACAUUAAAACAUUAGAAAUACUA